Messenger RNA from Ilex paraguariensis (yerba mate), 564 nucleotides. The record is from the annotation of a GenBank genome assembly. NCBI's taxonomy places the organism in Eukaryota, Viridiplantae, Streptophyta, Magnoliopsida, Aquifoliales, Aquifoliaceae.
AUGUAUCAGCAGAAUAGCGACGUUAGUCCAUGGGGACAACCCCCCGAUUAUGUGUUAAAGGAGGCGAAAAACACCACCAAGUUCUUUAAAUGCAUUGGGAGCGUUAGCCAAGAGGAGAGUGGUCAGGUUUUUAUUAGUAGACGAAGUGCUUACCAAGCUUUAACAGAAGAAGAAUAUGAAGCUAGGGAGCUGAAAAAACCGUCAGUUGGAAAGGAGUAUUUUAGUCAUAUGGAUCUUGAAGAUAUUGUCAAUAAGUACCCUUAUAGGAAGAACUUGCCAGAGGAAGAUAUGGUUAAAGAGAGACUAACACGAUUAGCACUGAUUGAUUUCUUGAGGGGACUUGUUGAGUUUGAUCCAGCAAAGCGGUGGUCUCCUCUGCAGGCUUCAAAACACCCUUUUGUGACUGGGGAACCUUUCAGAUGCCCUUAUGAACCAGCUCCGGAGACCCCUCGCAUGCCUUGUUUGGCUGAUUUAUUGGUGUUUUUGAGCAAAUCCAAUGCUGACAGCUCUGUGGUGAUAUGCGAUUGGCUUUGGCUUGCUUUAGAUCUCUUCGAUCUUGGUUGA